AUGCAAAGUUCUGCAGUUCAAGAUGAAUCAUUUGAAAGAAGCAUCGAUAUAAUUAUAAAAUCUAUUGAAAAUGUCACUCAAAUGAAAGAAGAAAUUAGCAUAUCAUUCAUCGUAUUACACAACGAUAUAAUACUCGGAGAAAGUAUUCCUCUUAUUAUCAAUCCAGAUUUUAAAGAACAGAUUUACGAUGUCAAUUUCGCGGUUAAAUUUUCAUUUAGAGUUAACGAUCUCAAUAGUAUGGAUCCAAUUGUAUCAACGCCAGUUUUAAUAAAGGUAACGUGCGAUUCUCAAAAUGAUCAAUCUCCACCUGAUUCUAUCAAUUCAAUCGAGGAAUCGAGGAAGAAAGUAACAGCAGUCGCUCUGCAAGAGACAUCAACUCCAUCAGGCGUGAUUGGUUUUUGCACUCUCGAUCUAAUGCCGAUAUUGCUAGGUGAGAAAUCGUUCACCGAAAAAUUGAUAGUCCAAACGCCACGUGACGAUAAUGCGGUCCCACGGCAAAAUCUUCCUUUGUUAAACGUGACAAUAAAAUACGACGGCGAAGAAAUAUUUCCUCCGCAAGCAAACAUUAAUUUCCUAAGUAUUACGGUGGAAAGUAUUUACAAUCCACCAACCUUUUUCGCCGAAGACGCAGAUUAUAAAGCGGGCACAAUAGUAUAUAUUGAUGAUGAGAUUCUGAAAAACGUAAUAUUCGAAGAUGGUAAAUGGACAAAAUAUCGCGACGUGGAAAGAACUAAACGAUGGCGGAGUUUAUCAAAAUUACAAAGUCGCGCCAAAUUAUCUAAGUGGAAACUUAGUCGUGAUUAUGCACAUAUAAGAAAUACGGUCGAUGCGGAACUUGAUUUACAAAAAAAAAUGUUUCAAGAAUCUAGAAUCGAGUGGAAUUUUAUGGAUCGCAGCAUGUUACGUAAUGCGGGAAACAAAAUGAAAAAGCAUCUUAAUAAAUAUAAAUAUUGGCCGUUUCAAUUUAUGGUAAUCGAGAAAAAUGCGGAAAAAGAUAAUAUUAGAGAAAGGGAAGAAGAAUCAGCUAAAUGUCAAGUUUAUCAAUGUUAUGUCAAUUUGUCAGAGCUUGUUUUUCCCGGAGUAAGAAGCACUCGCGUAGCUACACAAUUAUAUACGCAUAAUGCAGCGUAUAUGAUUGAAAAAACUGGCUUAGAAAAAGAUAUUUUCAAUAUAGAAUAUGGGAAUGAUAAAAACUCGAAUGAACGAAAACCGGAAAAAUCGAUUCAAUCAGACAAAGAAGUAACGCAAAGUAUUCCAUUAAUUUCCGAAAUUGGCGAGCCUGUAUUUGUUAUAAUUGAGGUUGAACUUUCUUAUCCACUUAUUCCUUGUAGACUUGAAACCGAUUUUUCAGACACAAUCGAGGAAAUGAUGACUCCGAAGAUAAUUAAACCAUAUUAUGUCUACUCUGGCGACUUAGCAGAGAAGCAAUAUACAACUUGCAUUCAGAAACUAGUGGAAAUUAUUACGGAAAGCUACAGAGACGAGCUAACUUGUUUCACGCAAUAUUUGUAUAAAAGUAAUACGUAUUUGAAUGUACGCAGCACUUUGAAGGCGAAAGUGAUCACGUUAUUGGAUCAAAAAUUCAAAACAAAAUAUCCACCGUACAUUCCGUCGACAGCCAGUAUAGCAUUUAUAUACACAUAUCUUGUCGAAAGAAUGCAUCUCGCUAUCAAUAAGAUUGUUGAAAGCCGCUUCGCAAACGACGAUAAGCCGAAGACUGCGAUAUCUGAAAAGUUAUAUUUCUACGCGGAAGAAGCUUAUGAGUUAGGUCACAUUGAUGAUGCAAGACGGCAUCAUCAGACUGCAAUUGCGGAUAAAAAUGAUUCCGAAGCAUGGAUCAGAUACACGAUUUUUCUCUUAAAAAUCGAUGACGUGGAAUGUGCAAAACAGUGCUGUCGUGAAGCGAUUCUUUUAAAUAGACGAAAUAAAUUUGCUUUACUGGUGUACGGUUUAAUCCUUGCCGAAAAUCAGAAUUAUGAGAAAGCAGAAAUCUUUCUAAGAGCCGUUACCGAUUUUUAUCCACGAUUCGUUGAAGGCUGGGUAAUCUUGCAUUUGUUUUACACUCGCAUAGAUUAUAGCUCAGGAAUAGAUCUCACGUUAAGAAUAGCGGAAAAAUGUAUAAAAGACGACGGUCGGGAGACGGAGAUUUCUAGUGAGGAUUCACUUGCUUGGACAAUGAUUCAUUGUCCGCACGAUAACAUAUUCAUGAUAACAGCCACACUCCUAAUGAAAUUACAUCUCUGCGACUUUGCUGGUUUAGCAUUGGCGAGAGAAAUGACUCGCAUAGGCAAAGCUACCCACAUCCUAUAUUACAUGGCCGUGCGACACUAUUUAUUGCAGGAAUACAAAGAUUCUUUGUCAUAUUUAAAAGAAGCCGAAUGUAUUUAUGGCUUGGAUUAUUCGAUAAGCAGUUUAAUGGGACAUUGUCAUUUUCAAGAGGGUAAUUUUACCGAAGCCAUUUAUUAUUAUGAAUUUGCCAAUGCAAUGUUCAACAGACCAGACGAUUUGCAUCUCACGCAGACAAGAAUGGGACUAUAUUACGAAGAUAUCGGUGAUUACGAGCGUGCAUUAAAAGUUUUCCUUAGCGUAUGUAGAACUUCACCAACCGCAGAAACAUGGCUUGGUGCAGGGAUCGCUUUUUUUGAGCUGCGGAGGUUUACGGAAGCUGAAGCAGCUUUAUCAGAAGCAAAUCAGAUCGACAAUCGUAAUGCAACCGUUUGGAAAUAUCUAUGCUUAUUAAAUAUAUCAUUACAGCGUCACGACGAGUUUAUUCAGUGUUACGAACAGAUCACCCAAGACAAUACUUUCUCUCUAGAGAAACGAUCCCUUAAACGACGAGAUGGAAAACCGGGAUCGGUUAUGCUCUAGAUACUGUCUAGAAACGCUGUAGCAUAUAAAUUUCUUCUCUUUAAUUCAAACAUUUAGUUGAUGAAUCACUCUACAAUCGCGAUGAGAUUGACGUGCAUCUUUCUUGUAUUCUGUUUGUCUCGAAAUAGCGAUGUUACGAUGAUUAACUGCGAUGAGUCAAGCAGCAUAAUGCGUCAUUCGAUUUUAAAAAAAGAUGAUAUUCCACGAGUCAAAAUAAAAGUGUUUCGUGGUCCCACGCAACAAGGAAACGGCGAAUAUUUCGCUACUUGGGGAUAUUGGAUUCAACAGCCUAGCAGAUAAUGUCCAUUUUUUUUGUUAUCGCUUGUUCUCUAUCAUGCAACAUUUAUAUGUAAUAGC
Messenger RNA from Pogonomyrmex barbatus (red harvester ant), 3225 nucleotides. Its product is annotated as cilia- and flagella-associated protein 70. Gene Ontology annotation, cellular component: motile cilium; extracellular exosome. Gene Ontology annotation, molecular function: protein binding. The record is from RefSeq and is a predicted model, not a curated record. Lineage: Eukaryota; Metazoa; Arthropoda; Insecta; Hymenoptera; Formicidae. Gene Ontology annotation, biological process: cilium movement; cilium assembly.